This is a messenger RNA of Pecten maximus, 7527 nucleotides long. RefSeq names its product membrane progestin receptor gamma-B-like. Bases 170 to 1150 code for a protein of 326 amino acids. The transcript is spliced from 2 exons. NCBI's taxonomy places the organism in Eukaryota, Metazoa, Mollusca, Bivalvia, Pectinida, Pectinidae. The record is from RefSeq and is a predicted model, not a curated record. Gene Ontology annotation, cellular component: membrane. Gene Ontology annotation, molecular function: signaling receptor activity.
UCUGCUAUGGGGCCCUGCCCAAAUAUUUGCCUAACACAUGUGUCAGAAGGUCCGAGGCAUGCCGACUCAUGAAGAAAAUAUAGGAUGUAAAGGGCAGAUGUUUUGGUGUUUGCUCUAAACAUAAUUAAACGCUAGAUAUACACCAACUAAGGUAUUGACCCCCAUCAACAUGUCAGCCAUGGGGUUGAGUGGACCUAUCUACACUGUCCAUCAGGUCCCGGAACAUUUCAAAGAACAUUUCAUCAUCCGCGGUUACCGUCACCCAAAGAGCACUGCAAAACAAUGUCUUCUCAGUGUCUUCGAUGCCACCAACGAAACUCUCAAUUUCUGGACACAUUUCCUACCCUCCUGCUACUUUCUUUGGGUGCUAAAGGGUUUGUCAGACACCCUGGACUUCAAACAUGAUCCGUACACGUGGCCGCUACUUGCAUACAUGUUUGUGGCUGUGAUAUUUCCCCUGGCUAGCGCUACGGCCCAUACAUUCAACACUAUGUCUGAUGAGAUGCGCCAUUUUUGUUUUUUUCUCGACUACGGUGCUGUGAGCAUUUUCUCACUAGGUGGUGCUAUUGCAUAUCGUGCGUAUUCUUUCCCGUCAGCAUUGAUAGAUACAUGGUUCAGCCAUAAUUUCAUCUUCAUUGCUACGAUGAUUUCCAUGAUUGCUGUUGUGCUUUCCUGUCAGACAAGGUUUAUGAAAAGGAGCUAUUUGCGAAACUUUAUACGACUUGGAUCAUUCGGCUUUUCGUACCUUUUUGAUUCCAUUCCAAUAAUGUACCGCCUGAUGUUUUGUUCUCCGGACGAAUGUGCCCUACCUUCGCAGUCCCAGCAUGCAAGGCAGUUUAUAUUUGCUUUUAGUGCUGCAAUUUUUUUUGCAACACAUUUUCCGGAGAGAUUUUAUCCUGCGAAAUUUGAUAUUUUUGGCCACAGCCACCAACUCUUCCAUGUGGCUUCGAUUCUGGGUACCAUGGACCAAAUGCAAGCCAUUCUUCAUGAUAUGGUAGACCGGCGUGAUAUACUUCAGGGAAGUUGGUGGUUUCCAUCUCUAGGGGGCAGUGUUGGGGUCAUUACCGCUGUUAUGGCUAUCAACACAUGCACAAUUGCCUUGUUUUCGUUUCGAUUAAGAAAAUUUGUCAAAUCAUCGAAAUCUUCUUGAUCAUCAUUCCAUUAUAAACUGCCAAAUGUCAAAAAUGCAAAAUUGUGAUAAAUAUAUAUAUUUUAUUCCAUUUGUAUAUCUCAGAUAUAUUUCCAAUUUAAUAUUGUAGUUUUAUUUUAUACCAAUUCAGAUGGUGAUAUAUCUAAAAUGUCUGUUGUAUUUAGUCCAUUCAGACUUUAAAAGAAGUGUAAUAUGUUGAUGUGCUACAACGGACAAAGUUUGAACGGUUUGUACUGAUUCUGAAUCUCGUAUCUAUGUUUAAUUGAUUUUGGUAAUGAUUUUAAGAAAUUAUUUUAGUUGUUGAUAAACAGAUGCUUAUAAAUAAAUAUCCUUAACAGUGCUUGCAUGAAUCAAGUGUACAGUAAACCUAUCUGCAUAUGAUCUAAUAUGUGGAAUAUGUUUGCUGAAUAGUAAUGGAUAAAAAGGUUCAUUACUGGUGAUGAUGCAUUUUGUUUUAUAAACAAACCCAUUAUUUUUGCAUAUUUAUUUUCUGCUGUGUUAAGAAAAUCGGUGUUAAAGAUUCCUAUUAUAAUUAAAAUGUCAUAUUUACAUGUAUAUCUUUUGAAUAUUUUCAAAUAUUCAAAUUGUCAUAUUUUUCUAUACCAAUGCAACCAUUAACCGUCGGACAUGACUGUUAGUGUAGGGACGUAGCUUUUCCACAAUGGCGCUCUAUUCUCAUAUAACUACUGUAAAAAUUUACGAUAUACAUACUGUGCUUUUCCAUCCCCUUAAUUCUCCCAUUCUUAUAAGGAUGUUCCUAAAAGGUGCCUCUAUCUCAGCAUUUAUUUAUACAUGCCAGCCUCAUUGUGUAUGAAAAACAGUUUCUUUAUAUCCUGAUCAAAUAUUCAUUCAUUUUCCAAGCAACCUAAAAUUUUAUUAUUUUAUAACUUGGUCAAAAAAUUGAUAUUAAUUUAUGCUUUUCAUACCACAAUGUAAGUGUGAUAUUUACUAGAUAAAAUUGUUAACAUUGUAACUACAUUAAAUUGUUACAACACAACAUUGUUACUACAUUAAAUUGUUGCAACACAACAUUGUUACUACAUUAAAUUGUUAUAACACAACAUUGUUACUACAUUAAAUUGUUACAACACAACAUUGUUACUACAUUAAAUUGUCACAACACAACAUUGCUACUACAUUAAAUUGUCACAACACAACAUUGUUACUACAUUAAAUUGUUACAACACAACAUUGUUACUACAUUAAAUUGUUAUAACACAACAUUGUUACUACAUUAAAUUGUCACAACACAACAUUGUUACUACAUUAAAUUGUUAUAACACAACAUUGUUACUACAUUAAAUUGUCACAACACAACAUUGUUACUACAUUAAAUUGUUACAACACAACAUUGUUACUACAUUAAAUUGUUACAACACAACAUUGUUACUUAUACACAGUUAUGAUUCUAUGCAACUUAAUUACAGUUCUGUGUUACCAUAUUGUUACAAUAUAACUUUGUUUCUACAUAGCAAUGUUACUGUAAAACUUCAUGAUCAGAUAUAAUUGCUAUGCUGACUGGAGUGUAUAUGUCAUGAAAAUCUCUUUUGAUUUAUAGAACAUUGGAAUUAUGAUCUGUUUAUUUUGAAUGGCACUUUUGCAACUUGGUAUUUAUACAGUGGGAAUUUUGUAAUAUCCAUGGCUAACAAAUUAAGAAUUUACAUUCAUUUUUUCAUGCCGUGACGUUCUUCUGAACGUUCUUUUCAUGAUUUACUCAAAUAAAAUGGCAUGUUUUCUGAGUUUCUAUCGCAUGGAAUAUAUUGUGUAGCUAGGAUUAUCAGGAGAUGAAGUUAACAUGCCGAAAAAAACAUUUCUAUGUCACAAAGGAGUUUUCGGAACUUUUUGGUUACAUAAUCCGAUAAAUACAAUAUCUAUGUUUUGUUUUUAUGAGCCAUUUUGUCUUUUUCUUUCACAUUUCAUGCCUUCACUUUGACUCUGAGAGAAAUUUAACAAAAAACAAUAGCAUUUAAUUGAUGAGGAAUACAAAUCCUCUUCAUGUUUAUUUUCUUCUUGUAUGUACAUCAAAAUUAAUUUGUCUCAAACCUUUGUGCAAAGUAUACAUGUGUUUCUCCGGUUAUCACCAAACCUGAUGCCAUUUUUCAGUCCUUGAUAUGAACAUAGUUAGUAAACUUGAAUGAUUAUAUUUUUUUUUACAUUGAUCAUUUUCACUCAUAGGAUAUUUUGUAUAGACAUAUUUUGAACAUUUUGCCAAAAUGUUUUUGCGUUACCUUCCCAGAAUGCAUUUCAUAUAUCAUACCUCAUUCUUAAUACGUAAACUCCAGAGAGAACUGUCACUUUCACUUUGUACCCUUGGAAUAUUUCAUUACAAAAUCGAAGACCAACUCACCACCAUCUUUUGGAUAAAAUAGAAAGCGACUAGUUUGAUCUUUUUAUACACACGAAACAAAUUUCAAGGUCGCAAUAUUUGAAAUGGAAAAAAAAAAGAAAUAAUAUAAAAAAAAAAUGUCUGUCAUUGAACUUUGUUGUCGCUCCUCUGUAAUGUUCAAAAGAAAUGUAUUAGCUUAAAGAUUGGUCAUGAUACCCAAAUGAAUAACUAGUUGGGUGAGACUUUAUCACUAGUCCUCCACCUCUGGGUUGCGAGUUCGAAACCCACAUGGGGCAGUUGCCUGGUACUGACCAUAGACCGGUGGUUUUUCUCCGGGUACUCUGACUUUCCUCCACCUCCAAAAUCAGACUUGUCCUUAAAUGACCCUGGCUGUUAAUAGGACAAUAAACCAAACUAUGAAAUAUUCCAGGGGUACAGAGAGUGAAAUUUAGCACUAGCCCUGGAGUUGUGAGGAUGAUCAUAUCUAUACUCGUUGGAUUUGUUUGUGGCCUAUUUACAAGCCAUUUUGUUAUCAAACAGUUAACAGGUAGAUACCUGUGGUAUAUUUUGUCAAAGUGUUUUACAUCUCAUCAUCAAGCAAUUUACUUUUUUAUUGUAAUCUUGAACAACAUCGAAUCAUAUACAUGUACAUGUAUAUAUACAUAACUAUUGGUUACGUAGCUCUUUUCAAAAUUCUUAGUUAAGCUCAGAAGAGUUACUCCCCUUUAUUCUGACUUUAUAUAUUGCAAGUGCAAAUAUUGAUAAAUUAAUUAAGAUAAGGAAAAAACAAAAAAAAGGAAAAUUAAAGGGCAAUAACAUCAGCACUGUAUAUUCAUGUACUAUAAAUGAAAACAAGGAAACAAAAUGACUUUACAUAUUUCCAAUUUCAGCUCUUACAAAUAUCAUGAACAGGAUGACAUGGCUAAAAGGAAUAUUUUUUUUAUUUUGACAUUUAAAAAAAACCCAGAUGUCCUAUAAAGCAGCCUUUGUUGAUGAGUACACAAAGAAAUAUUGUAUUGUACUUUGAAAAUGUAGAUGAGGAAAAAAGAACAAUUUUGCCGGCUGCCUUGUAUAGAUUUCUGAUUUUGUGACCUUAUCGUUUUCUAGAUAUACUGUAACAUUCUGUGCCUUCUUCCAUUUUAUACUUAUUUACAUAUCUGAAGUAUAAAAAACUUCACAUUGUUGACAGCCCUAACAUCAUGAUCAUGAUCAUCUGUUAUUAGUUAAUAGACCAACACAAUAUUUAACAAAAGUAGGGGGCGUGCUUUGUGUAGGACAAUGAAAGUAUUUUGUAUUAUUUUUACUAAACUGCAAUAAAUAUGGAUAGGCUUAUUACUGGAUCAAUGUAGAACAGUUUUUUUUCAGUCAAAGUUUACAAUUAAAAUUGAUCUCCUUGUGCAGAGAAAAAAAAAUGUAAAACUAAAGAAACGUAUGUAUCUGUGUUUGUUUUAAUGUUGAUAAAUUGAUGUCAUAUUUCUGUUAAAAGUUGAAUAAAAAAUCACUCAAUUUACCUUCCUUUGUGAAAGUUAUUCUAUAGAUAGAGAUCUUUAUUAUAUAUAGUAGCAACGGAAAGGUAUUCUAUUAAAUGAAAGACUGGAAAUAUAUUUAACAUCAGGGUAAUUAUAAUGCUUUUUCAGUGUGAACUCACUAUGGAAAUGCACAGGGACUUGGCAAAAAUUUCCUAACUACAGUCAGGAUGUGUAUUGUUAUAUAAUGGAGAGUGGGGUUCGGAAUUUGGGCCAAUUCCCUGUGUUAAAGAAUAUCUAUACCUGUAAAUGAUAUUGGGUCCUGUUAUAAUAUAUUUACAGAACCAACAUCUAAUACCUGUAAUACAAAAGGAAGUUUAUAGAUAAUCUAGACAUACCAGCCAUCAGGAAAUACAUGUAAUAUGAUUAUAGUUUAUAUAAACAAAUCUGCAAUUGUUCUUUUUUGUUUUUGUUUUUAACUCUGUAUAUAUGUUAAUAUUCCAUUUUUUACACGAUAUAAGUGCUUGAUUAAUUAUAAUAACAUGUAUGUGUAAUGAUAUGUUACAAGAAUGAGGGCAUAGGAACAUGGCACAAGUUCACAAAACUUGUGCAAAGUUUGUGUGUAGUAACAGUAUGAGCCCAUAAUUUGGUUAUAUGAUAGAAAUUCCUUUCAGAAAUAGAAAUGAUGAAAUACCAAAUACAUUAGAAUGUAUUGUUUUUCUGAUGACAACUUAUAUAUACUCUUAAAAAUAUUUGUUUUUUAAAUAUUUUUCAUAAAAAUAGUGCAAUUAUAUGUGAAAUUUGAAAAUGUAGCAUCCUUGUGAUUUUCUUUUAUUUAUUUCCUAUUGAAAAAGUUUUGUGUGGGAAUGAUAUCAAAACGCAUCUAAGAGAGUAUACUGGUAAUCAUGUUAUCAAAGGGAGAUAAUUAACCAACGACAGAAGUGUUAUCAAAGAGAGAUAAUUAACCGACAGAGGUGUUAUCAAAGGGAGAUAAUGAACCGACAGAGGUGUUAUUAAAGGGAGAUAAUGACCCGACAGAGGUGUUAUCAAAGAGAGAUAAUUAACCGACAGAGGUGUUAUCAAAGGGAGAUUAUGAACAGACAGAGGUGUUAUUAAAGGGAGAUAAUGAACCGACAGAGGUCUUAUCAAAGGGAGAUAAUGAACCGACAGAGGUGUUAUUAAAGGGAGAUAAUGAACCGACAGAGGUGUUAUUAAAGGGAGAUAAUGAACCGACAGAGGUGUUAUUAAAGGGAGAUAAUUACCGACAACAUAGCCAUCAAUGUAAACUAUAAAAAUUACCAGGUUUAGUGUAAUCUGCACCUUGCACAUAUAGGAACAUGAAUGUCCACCUGGUUCACACUUUGUAUUUCGGAGAAAAUAGGAAGACUGUAGAAUAUUAUAUUUUAAUCAAAAUGUUGGUUUAAUAUUUACAAUGUAAUGUAAGAUUUUCUCAGUGAAGGAUUGGGAUUCAUUGAAAAGCUAAGUAUAAGGGGUACUUAUAAUGAGAGUCAGUGAGUCUCUGGAAUCAUUUUAUUUUAAUGUGUUAAUUCAUGAAUAUGUUACAAUGUGCUAUAUUUCCAUGUAGUUAUUCUUUUUUUUUUAAUUAAAGAAAAAUUUAUCUGAUGAAAAUAUAUUUCAGAGAAAUCUGCUUCAAGCUCAUCAUAUGACAAAUGUUUAGAUAACUGCAAUCGACCAAUGAAACACAACAGUAUGAGUGGUGGCGCUGCACAAUUUAUUAGUUAGAAAAUUCACAAAAAUAAUAUGAUCAUUUAUUUAUCAUUUAUUAUUUUUUUACUAGCUAAGAUGUUCAAUGUUUAUAUGUUUUAUAUACAUUUUUUACAAUCUAUGUGUUUCUUCUGGGUUUUUUUUGUCAAACCAAAUCACCACUGAUCUUAAGACUUUUUUCACACAUUGACUACCAGUAACAAAAAUUUCAUUUUUUUUUUUUUUUUUUUUUUCAUUUUUUUUUAAAGAGUGGUUAAUUGGUCAUGUACCAAACAUCCAAUUCAUGUUUAUUAAAAGCAUUUUAUUCCACAAUCUCUCUAUUCUCUUGGCUAAAAUUGACUGUGUCUUCUGAUCAUUCCAUAAACAAUCUGUUUUGUCCACAUGUGGUGAUCAAUAAGGUUUUUUUUUCUUUUCUUUUUUUUUUUAAACAAAAGAAAACUUGAAAAUAAACUUUUUUUUUUUUUUUAAGAAUCUGAGAUUAAUUAUUUUAUGACCAUCAUGUUAUCUUUCCUAGUUCUAAUUAGUUAUGUAACAAAAAAUUAAAAUGCUUUAUUAGUGUAUCUUUUGAAUGUUUUCAGAUAUUUCCUUUGAAAAAACCUGUUUGUAUUUACACAAUCAAUAUGAGAGGAAAUUUCAAUCUUGUGGAUUAACAAAAAUUCAUGUAUUAAAAUUCAGCUGUAGAACUAUAAUUAUUGAUGGAAUUAGGAAUAUCUAUAUGACAUCCAAAUUAAUACAAACCAUCGUGAAUUUUAAAGAACUGAACCCAACUGAUUUUGCGUUUGAGCAAUAUUAAUGUGUUAAAUUUGUUAUGAUUUAUUUUAUCUUGAGGUACUAAUAAACUACAACAACAUCACAGUUAA